AUAUUAAAGUUGGUGGUUAUCUCAUUGGAUAUCAAACCACCAUGCCGUUUGAGUUAAAAAGACCUCCUUUGUUCAUGCGCGAAAUGGACCUAGGAACUGGCUUAUUGACCAACUACUAUCAACUUCAACGUUUUCAAUGUAAUGAUCGUAUUAUCACCUGUCUUGUCACACAGAGAAUUAUGAAAAGUGAUCUUGAACAGGUUACAUUACCACCUCGGAAAAUUACUGGUAUCUAUUCAAAGCGGUGGUAGAUGUUCUACGUAAAACCUCUAUAGCCAUCAGAAUAUAAUGAGGUUACUGAGGAGGCGGCGGAGAAGGAUCAAGUGCUGUCGGUAUUUUUACUCAAAUAUGGUAGAAGUGAUGACAUAUUAAUGAUAUUUGGAAGGUUCGACCCAGAAAACGAUGCAUAAGUGAGAAGAGGAAGCAAGCUCUUCUUCAACUUCUUGGUUAUUCUGAAGAUUCGUCAAACGGCCAAAGCAGCUACCGCCUAUAUACAGGACAACGAUACAACGGUUAAGCUUCAACGACGAAGGGAACAAUGGAAAGUGAGUGGCAGAACAUCUCCGGGGAUACUGCAGAACAUGCAGAAUGGGAAUGGACACCUGUUUCAUGGACAUGGUGGACAAUCAUCCAGUUGGUCCUGGCUAUUACGGGUAUCCUGGGCAACCUUCUGGUGAUGUUGGUCAUUUAUUGGCCGGGACGUCGACGAUGUGCCACCGACAUUUUGAUUGGUGCCCUUGCCGUAGCUGAUUUCUUAACAUCUAUCUUCAUUAUACCGAUCCCCAAAGUGGCCUUCUACCCGGACACCAGCGCAGCUAGGUUCUACUGUAAGGUGAUCCACACUUCGACCUUCAUGUGGAUUUCCAUUUGCGCAUCCAUCUUUACCCUUACAGCCAUAUCUCUUGAGAGAUUAAUGGCUGUCAGGUUUCCUAUCUGGUUCCAGCAGGUAUUCUCUCCAAAGCGUACAUCCAUCGCCAUUGUCUUCAUCUGGAUUGCAGCAUUCGGGAUCAACACCCGAAGUCUCUACGCUCGAUACAUAUCGGACGGUCAGUGUUUGCUAUACUCACCCUCGGAUGCGUUCAACAUAUUCAUCGGGGUUUCUUUGUUCCUUGUGGAGUAUGUCCUCCCGGUAAUUAUCAUGGUGGUAGCGCACGGAUGGACCAUCUAUGUUCUUCGACAACGUCGUGCCACAGUGCUCCGCAAGGCGCAGGGCCAGGUCCUUCAAAUGCUCGUCAUCGUCGUCAUCACCUUCAUCAUCUGUUGGACACCUGAUCAAUUUGGAUUCCUUGUUUUCAACAUCGGGGUCGUUCCUGUGACCCAUCUGUUCAGUCCUCUCUACAGAUGCUUCGUCAUCUUGGCCUUCGCCAACUCCUGCGUGAAUCCUUUCAUCUACGCCGCCAGGAUGCCCAAGUUUAGGAGAGCACUCAAGGAAUUGUUCACGAGCAAGAUCCUUGGUAGCCGGGGAAUCCACUCUCUCUUUGCUGGUGAAGGGGAAGAGGGAACUUCUGAAAAGAGUGACAACAGAUCCAAAGCUACUGAAACCUACGAGGCGUAGGGGCAAAUUAUAGAAAUACUGUAAGCCAAUAUUACACAAAGAAGAUCUUUUUCGCCACGUACUUUUUCACUUUCAUCCAUGUCGUUUUACAAGAUUUCCAUGGAACUUUGCAUGGGAACGGUUAUGAAAAAAAUAUCAGGCUUUCUCGAAUAAACUAAAUAACUGACACCAUAAUGGCCCAAAGCCUAUGCCCUCUUUAAUGGAUAUCGUAUUUGAGGAUAAGUGCUUUGGAGACACGCUCUACCAUUUUGUUGUGAACAGGGGCCUUCUGAUGAAGCCUAAAUUGUCAUCAAUAAUUAUAUUCAUAUACAGCGAGUGGGUUAGGAAAAUCACUGCUUAAUCAAUAACUCCUUUGUUUAUUAUCAUUUUUCACCAAUAUAUCUAUAAGACGCACUUAUGAGAAGCCAUUAUGUACGCGUAUGCCAAUUGUCCUUUUACUAUCUUGUCAGUCCUUGGUCAUAUCUUUUUCCUUUGGUGCUCAGUCAUCCAUGUUUUAUUGAUUAAUUCAUUUCCUGAUUGAAGUGUUUACCUGUACAUUUAUCUAUCUAUUUAUUCACUCUCUCAGAGUCACUCCGUUUUUAAACAGAAUAAUGACAUCAGUAAUCAAGGCUGGCCAACUAAUUUUCCAAGAAGAAUGAGCCAUGACGUCUGGGCGUAUGAUGUAGGCCUAUUACGCUUCACAAUUUUCUUAUCUUGCCAUAAUUUUCUCAAUAUUACAGACAUGCUUUAUGUUAUGUUUGACUUUUGUGCCCUCUUAGCAUUUCUUUUGCAUCCCGUUACUCUUAGAAUAGUUUGUAUAUACUGAAUAAUACUUAAUAUCUUUUAACUAUUCAAUUAACUUAUAUUAUAUGCAUUUCACAAAUAUCCAUUGACUUUUACUCUCAAACUGUCAUACGCAAAUUUAAAUUUACAUAUUUGUAAAUUUCAAGUGUUACGACUUGUCGAUAUAAACUUAUGUAGAGGACAGUUUUAGGGAUGAUAUGGUUCUUCGAUACUCGUACUCAUAAUGUCAUAGGUCAUUUUUUUAGAAUUAGCCUGCUAAUAUCAAUGAUAAUAAUAAUGAUAAUUCUAAUAUUUACAACAAAAAUGAUGAUAACAGUAUAAUGAUAAUUACAACAAUAAUCUUAAUGGAAAUAACAAUCAUGUAAGUGAAAAUAGUAAUAAUGAUAUAAAAAUAAUAUCACUCUAGAAACUGAGAAUACAGAGAUCAUAUCUUUUACUUAGGAUGUAUUUUUAACAAAUAGUUCUAUAUUUUAAAGCAGAAUCAAAAUUAUACACGAUAGUUUCUGGCUGCUAAUAUCAAAUACACGAUGUUUUUGGAAGCAGUUGGGUUUAUUGUCCUUGGUUCAAUAAUCCUAGUGUAAUCAAAUAUGAUCUUGGAAUCGCUAUAACAAAAGAGGGUCAUAUCACAUUCAGUUUCCACGCCAUUUUGAUUGCAUAGAUGAGGUGUAACUCAAUACAAAAAUGAUGAAGGAAAGCAUAGUUUCAGGAGCUUUUUAUAUGAAUAGAAAUUCGAAACGUUUGCAACGUUUAUUUCUAACAUGGAAGGUGUUAAAGACGUUAUUUAUUACCAGGAAAAUUUAUUCAUGCUUCGCUAUCGAUUUCAUUGAUCGCAAGAUUUGUUUUUUUUUCUUUCAGUUUUAGAAUACUCUACGUGCAUAAUAUGUUGGUGUAUCUGAAGGGCUUUGUGCAAAUCAUGGCAUAAAAUGUAAUGCGAUUUAACGAUUAUUGUUGACAGGAAGUAAAAUGUGUUGUGUGUAAAUUUUAUUUUAAUAUUUUCAUUCCCACUGUGGGAUGUUAUUCAUGACAUAAACAAUGACGCAAUUUGACGUUUAGUGUUGUAGAGAGGAGGGAAAUCGUUGUCAUGUGUAAAUGUUUAUUUUUAAUCAUUUUUAUGUUUGUGUGGUUGAGAUGAAGAGCAAAGUGAUGCCGAGUGUAAAUAGGUUUGUUUCAUUCUUUUCAUCAUAUACGAUGGAUAUUUGUAUUAUGGUUGUAUGUAAAAAGAGUAAUAAAACACACAAUUCGUUGAAUUUUAAA
This is a messenger RNA of Lytechinus variegatus (green sea urchin), 3592 nucleotides long. RefSeq names its product galanin receptor 2a-like. Gene Ontology annotation, molecular function: G protein-coupled receptor activity. The coding region runs from base 539 to 1555 and encodes 338 amino acids. Gene Ontology annotation, biological process: G protein-coupled receptor signaling pathway. NCBI's taxonomy places the organism in Eukaryota, Metazoa, Echinodermata, Echinoidea, Temnopleuroida, Toxopneustidae. Gene Ontology annotation, cellular component: membrane. The record is from RefSeq and is a predicted model, not a curated record. The transcript is spliced from 3 exons.